This is a messenger RNA of Seriola dumerili (greater amberjack), 3015 nucleotides long. RefSeq names its product SLIT and NTRK like family member 3 (gene slitrk3a). The record is from RefSeq and is a predicted model, not a curated record. The coding region runs from base 285 to 2993 and encodes 902 amino acids. NCBI's taxonomy places the organism in Eukaryota, Metazoa, Chordata, Actinopteri, Carangiformes, Carangidae. Gene Ontology annotation, molecular function: protein binding. Gene Ontology annotation, cellular component: postsynaptic density membrane; GABA-ergic synapse. The transcript is spliced from 3 exons. Gene Ontology annotation, biological process: positive regulation of synapse assembly; regulation of presynapse assembly; axonogenesis.
AGAGAGAGAGAGAGAGAGAGAGAGAGAGAGGGGGAGAAGAAAGAGAGAAAGAGAAAACGAGCAAGAGAGAGAUCUAACAAGAUUCAAACUAGUGGUCUUUUUUUCCCCGAUGCUUUCCAAUCGCAGAACGAAACUAAGCCCGGCAUCGGACGGUGAGCGGGACGCACCGGGCAACAACAGGACACGCCGCAGGAGGAUAUGUGAAGUUGGAAUCCCACUAAACUAAUGCUGUGAAGUGGCUCUGUCCCUGGAGCCGAGACUUCAUCCCCUUGGUGUCAGCGAGGAUGCUGUGGGUUACCUUGCUGAGCACCAUAGCCUUAGGAUGGACCACCCCAAUCCCACUACUAGAGGACUCCGAGGAGAUCGACGAGCCCUGCUUCGAGCCUUGCUACUGCGAAGUCAAAGAGGGCAUCUUCCACGUCCACUGUGACAGUAAAGGAUUUACAAAUGUCAGCCAGAUCUCACAGAUAUGGAGUCGGCCCUUCAAGCUCAACCUGCAGAGAAACUCCAUGAGGAAGCUUUACUUUAACAGCUUCCUCCAUCUCAACAAUGCCAUAUCCAUUAAUCUGGGUAAUAACGCCUUGCAAGAUAUCCAUGCUGGGGCGUUCAAUGGCUUAGGAAUACUCAAACGGCUGUUCCUACACGAAAACAAACUAGAAGUUUUUCGGAAUGACACUUUUCUGGGGUUGGAGAGUUUAGAGUAUCUCCAAGCGGACUACAAUGUUAUCAAAAGGAUUGAAAGUGGUGCAUUCAGGCACCUUCACAAAUUGAGAGUGCUCAUACUGAAUGACAAUCUGAUCCCCGUGCUCCCAAAUUAUCUUUUCCGGUCUGUGUCACUCACACAUCUGGACCUGAGAGGAAACAGACUAAAGACAUUGCCGUAUAAGGGGACGCUGGAGUAUGUUGGGAGGAGCUUAAUGGAAAUCCAGCUGGAGGAGAACCCCUGGAACUGUGUGUGUGAGAUUGUCCAGUUAAAAACAUGGCUGGAGAGAAUCCCUUAUACAGCUUUGGUAGGUGAGAUCACAUGUGAGUACCCAUUCCACUUACAUGGGAAAGACUUAAGGGAAAUCAAGCGGAGUGAGCUCUGUCCGCUACUCUCCGAUGCAGAGAUUGAAGCCAAGCUGGGAAUUCCCCGGGUCCCAUUUAGCAAUGAGAACACAUGGCCUACUAAACCUUCCUCCAUGCUCUCUUCCUUUCACAACACAGCAUCUUCUGUGGAGUACAAGGAAAGAGUUGUCAAGCCUACCAAACGACCUCGGCCCACAAAGAACCCCCCAACCCCUCGUAGCAUCUAUCCAGGCAUCAACCAACCCCCUAUUGCUGGCUACCAAACAAGGCCUCCCAUCCCCAUAAUUUGUCCAGCUGGAUGUAUUUGCAACCUUCACAUCAAUGACCUGGGGCUAACAGUGAACUGUAAAGAAAAAGGCUUUCACAACAUCUCUGAGCUCCUUCCUCGGCCGCUCAAUGCCAAGAAAUUGUACCUCAGUGGGAACCUAAUACAGAAAAUCUACCGUUCUGAUUUCUGGAAUUUCUCAAGUUUGGAUUUACUGCAUUUAGGGAAUAAUCGGAUAUCCUACGUCCAAGAGGGCGCCUUCAUUAACCUGCCAAACUUGAAAAGUUUAUAUCUGAAUGGGAAUGACAUUGAAAGGCUCACACCUGGGAUGUUCCGCGGUCUUCAGAUGUUGAGUUAUCUUUACUUUGAGUAUAAUGUCAUACGUGAGAUACAACCUAACUCCUUCUCCCUAAUGCCAAAUCUCCAGCUGGUUUUCCUCAAUGACAAUCUGUUACGCUCCCUCCCCACUGACGCCUUUGCUGGCACCAACCUUGCACGCCUCAACCUCCGUAACAACUACUUCUUUUCCCUGCCUGUACGUGGUGUUCUGGAGCAUCUGACCUCCAUUGUCCAGAUUGAUCUCCAUCAGAACCCCUGGGACUGCUCCUGUGAUAUCAUCCCCCUGAAACAGUGGCUGGAAAAGCUCUCCUCUGUCAUCGUGGUUGGAGAUGUCAUCUGCAAGACACCUGAGUUUGCUUUUGGGAAGGAUCUGCGUUCACUGGACGUUGAGGUCAUCUGCCCUGAGCUUAAGUACUCUCCUUCGCCAGCUCUGCCAGGUGGGGAUGACCUCACCACGGGCAGCUCUGACAUGGGAGAGGCAAGUGGGAGAGGAGCUGUCCCACUCUCUGUCCUCAUUCUCAGUCUACUCAUCCUCUUCAUUGCUGCUGUGUUUGUCGCUGCCGGGCUUUUCGCUUUUGUUCUCCGACGCAGGAAGAAGCUGCCCUUCCGGAAACGUUCUGAGGUAGAUCUAACAGGGAUCCAGAUGCAGUGCAGGAUUUUUGAGGACCCACCAAGGCAGAGUAGUGCUGGUAACACUGGCACACCGGAGAAACCCACACCCAGUAUGCACACACACACUCACACUAGUCACACACAUGCCCAUGGUCACGUUUAUGAUUACAUCCCCCACCCUGUGACUCAGAUGUGUAAUAACCCCAUCUAUAAGCCGAGAGAGGGGGAGAUAGCAGAGGAAGACAGAGCGCAGUUUUCAGAGAAGAAAGACAAUGGCAGCAGUAGCAACAGUAACUACAGAACCUUGUUAGAGAAAGAGAGAGAGUGGACCCUGGCCGUCUCCAACUCUCAACUCAACACCAUCGUCACAGUCAACCACACCACGGCUGACAUGGCAGGAUUUCAUGAGAAUGGAGGGCUCUGCCCUACAGUGAUUGACAGUCAGAGGCCCACACCGACAGUGGGCUUUGUAGACUGUUUGUAUGGGACAGUACCCAAACUAAAGGACAUGCAUGUGGCGCAUGCGCACCCACCAGGCAUGCAGUACCCCGAUUUGCAGCAGGAUGCACGGCUGAAGGAGACAUUGCUUUUCACGGCGGGGAAAGGCUGCUACCCCGACCCGUCCCAAAGCGAUUACCUCGAGUUAAGGGCCAAACUUCAAACCAAGCCGGAUUACCUCGAAGUCUUGGAAAAAUCUUACCGGUUUUAACAUCUCUAGCCCACGGAGAAAA